CACACUCGCCGAUUCAGUGAUUAAGCGAUUUCAUGUUCACUCGCAAUGCGCAGUCGAUCUGAUGAUUAAACUUAUACUCGCGUAUGUACUUUGUACUCGUAUUUACGUAGGUACGUAGGUACGUAAUAGGUACGUGUAUACGACGUUGACGUCGACGCCUUACCAGUGAAAUAGGUACCGGACACCGGUACAUCAUCUCAUACCUACUCGUAUUUACGCCAAGCCUUUGGCUCUAGAAUAGAAAUGCUGAUAGGAAUUAUCCUUACAGCGCUAUUAUUUUCUUACGCACCAGUUUAUGGAGACGAUAAUGGGUACGACGGUUUCGGCAGCGGCGCAAACGAGGCAGACGUAGCUCCUUAUACUCGUCACAGCAGCGGUCGUCACCACCAUGGCGGCGGCGGUGGAGGCGGAGGUGGGGGCGGGGGCGGUCACGGUCACGGCGGCGAACACAUUCACAAAGGCGAAGUUCUGCAUAGGCACAUACACGAGGGACGCGUGGAACAUAUUCACAAGCACGUAGGUCACGCCGAACACGACCACAAACACAAAGGACACGCCGGACACAGCCACAAGCACAGCGGCCACGCCGCUCACGAUCACAAGCACGCCGGACACGCGGCGCACGAUCACAAGCACGCCGGCCACGGCGAGCACCACCAUUCGCACCACGGCAAGGCCGAGCACGGCCACAAGCACGUCGGCUCGGCGGCGCACUCGCACAAGCACCACGGAGCGGCCGAGCACGCGCACAAGCACGUCGGCCACGGCGAUCAUUCGCAUUCGCAUCACGGCAAGGCCGAGCACGCGCACAAGCACCACGGACACGCCGAGCACGCGCACGAACACGCCGGCCACGCCGAGCACUCGCACAAGCACCACGGCUCGGCCGGCCAUUCGCACAAGCAUUUGGGCCACGCGCAGCAUUCGCACGCGCACGGCGGCCACGCCGACCACGCGCACAAGCACGAGGGCCACGCGCACCACGACCACGGACACGAAGGCAAAUUCGGCCACGGACACGAGCACCACGGACACGCCGGCCACAAGCACCAGCAUUCCGGGCACGCGGCCCACGGCCACAACCAUCACGGCAAAUUCGGCCACGGACACGAGCACCACGGACACGCCGGCCACCAGCACCAUCACUCCGGACACGCGGCCCACGGUCACAAACACGCCGGCCAUUACGGGCACGGCCAUAAACACGUAGUCGGCGACCACGCACACGAAGGCGGAGGAGGCCACGGCCAUCGCUACACUGCCGCCGCCGCCACCGCCACUGCCGGAUAUCUGGUCAAAAGAAACGACGACGAAACGAAGAGCGCCGCCGCCGCCGCCGCCGCCGCCGCCAGACCAGCGCCCAUCACCGCAUCCGCAUCCGCAUCGACCCCCGCUGACGAGGGUCUCGGCAAACAUCACGAAACGUAUUCCAGCGAUCCCGAAGAUCCUUUCGCCAUUGAGGAAUACAUACCAAAAUCGGAAGUCGCCGACUACGGUUCUAUGGGGUAGCGAAGAAUGUGAAUGCACCCUACUAGGCUACUACUACACGCAAAAAACCCACUGGCCACUUCUCCUCUUCGUCUAGUUACCUACCUACCUUUCUCAGGCAUAGGGGCUACAUGGCUACUUGUCAUCAUAUCAUACAUACGAGAUAUGACUUCUGACCCUCAUACAUCGCAAACUGGUGCUUCAUUCGAUCAACGAUAUUUAUGUACAUAUUAAGUGUGUAAAAUUAUGUAUUUUACUUACGUAGGUUCUCGAGACCCUGCGCAAAAAUCCCCCCUUCCCCAUUAUCAACCAUCCUUGUGAGCACGAACAUUCCACGUAUAUGUACACAAAUCCAGCAUUCACAUCUGCUCUUCGCCGCAUCAGGGGUACAAUUUCAAAACAAAAAAAAACUUUUAGUUAUAGACUGAUCGAAAAAUAAAUGUACUAGUCAUCGUGUAAUAAAAUUUAUGAA
Messenger RNA from Planococcus citri (citrus mealybug), 1960 nucleotides. Its product is annotated as histidine-rich glycoprotein-like. Lineage: Eukaryota; Metazoa; Arthropoda; Insecta; Hemiptera; Pseudococcidae. The coding region runs from base 244 to 1509 and encodes 421 amino acids. The record is from RefSeq and is a predicted model, not a curated record. The transcript has 3 exons.